UGUCGAGCGCCGUGGACUUGUGGCUGUGAAAAUUUCCUUUUCCAAGGCUUUUUACUAUUUUGAAAUACACAUGGUUAUCUUUAUUUUGGUGAUUGUUUCUUUAAAUAACAGAUAAGAAAAUUCGGCAGAAUUAUGAUCAGUGCUGUGAUUUGAUAAAGUGAUAGUGCAGUUUUGGAGGUAAAAUGCCCGCUUCCAUUUGCGAUCCAGUAUCAAGCGCAUUGCGUUUAUCUCUUACAGCAGAUGAAUCGCAAAGUUCUUCUUUGUUGGACAGCAGAAUAUAUUCUUCUGCUAAAAGUGUUCUCCUGACGAAAAUAGACUUUGAAGAAUCAGGGGACUUUCAGAGUAAUGUUCUUGACGGGUUGAAGUCUAAGUACGUGGUGAUUCGACCUAAAAAAACAGUGCUAGAAAGUAAAAUUCUUAAAAAAGAAGGAUCUUCUAGUAAUCAGACAACAGAUGGUAAUAAACAUGGUGAAGAAGGACUACCUAAACCCAAAAGGGUUCUUUUUCCUGUUGAAAAAGUGCAGUUGGGAUGGCAAAGUGCAUGGGCUGCAGGAGCUGGCAUGCAGAAUGUGGGAAACACAUGCUACCUCAACUCCACACUGCAGGCACUCUUCCAUGUGCCUGCUUUAGCUAAUUGGUUGGUCUCAGAAUCAGGGCAUGCUGAAAAAUGUAACCAACAAGAAGCAUGUGUAAUAUGUGGGAUGCGUGCUACAUUGAUGGCAACUCAAAAAAGUGGAGGAGCACCUAUUAAACCCUGGCAAGUUUAUUCCAAGUUACGUCUUAUUUGCAGACAUUUAACACCAGGUCGCCAAGAGGAUGCCCAUGAAUUUUUGAGAUACCUGGUAGAAGCAAUGGAAAAAUGUUACCUGUCACGUUUUGUGAAUUCAGACAAGUUGGAUCAAUAUAGCAAGGAAACAACACCUAUGAACCAAAUAUUAGGUGGCUAUCUGAGGUCUACAGUUCGGUGCUUGGCUUGCCAUCACCUAUCAACCACUUAUCAGCAUUUCCAGGAUUUGCUUCUGGAUAUUAGAAAACAUUCAACAUUAGAUGAAGCACUUGACUCCUUUUUCUCAAGGGAGAGAUUAGAAGAUUUGGGAUACAAAUGUGAAGCAUGUAAUAAGAAGGUGUCUGCCACAAAACAGUUUUUCAUUGAACGGGCCCCUAUGGUGUUAUGCAUUGCAUUGAAAAGGUUUUCGCUGACAGGAGGCAAGCUUUCAAAACAUGUUCAAUUUAGAAAAAAGAUAACACUAAAUAAAUAUAUCUACAACAAAAACAACAAUCAACAGCUGUCAUACAAGUUGGUGAGUUUAGUGACUCAUCUUGGUCCGUCGCAAAAUUGUGGACAUUAUACAGCAAUUGGACAGGCACCAAAUAGUAAUUAUUAUCAGUUUGACGACAGCUGUGUGAGACCACUACCUUUGUCAGCCGUUCUCGGAACAAACGCUUACAUAAUGUUUUUUGAAAAAGACAACAGCACUGAAGACACCUCCGUCCCCACCGCAUCCACUUCCAGUGCCGUGUACGGCCCUCAAUUACCAGAUAGUAUUAUAAGCAGGGAAAAGAGCCCUCUCAAACUAACAUUUUAUAGAAACGAUGAAAGAAAACCAAUAGUCCUCAACAGCACAUCCACCGAGGCUAAUCAAUCUGAAAAUAAACCGAUAAUCUUGAACAGCACACUGAGCAAGUCAUCGGAGUCCAGCAACUCCAACAGCGAACCCUGGGUGGUCAAACAGAACGGGGAGGUGGAGAAAGUGGUUCAAGCUCCUAAAAUAUUGAACGGAAUCGAGAAGAGCAAUUUUAAACUCGAUGAGGAUAAGAAAAUAAGUUUCGUAAUCAAGAGGCAGAACGGGGAGGAGAAAUCGAAAGCGAAAGAGUCGGAAGCCAGGUCGAGCAACGGCGUCGCGAAGACUCCGGAGAAGGCGUCGACGAGCAAGCUGGUGCGGCCGCCGAAGUCGCCGCUGGAGAAACUGGAGGAGCAGAUGAACCGCAGCGACUCGUCGAGUGGCUCGCGCGCGCGCCUCGUGCCCUACGACUCGGAGUCCAGCGGCGACGAGGCGCGCCCGCGCCGCCCCAAGCCCAGCCGCUGCCGCUCGCCGCCCGGGCUCGUCGUCACCACCAAGGGCAUGCACCACGCCUGGACCGUCUCCAGCGAGAAGAGCGGCCCGCUGCUCAGCCCCAGCCUCAACGGCGUCACCAACAAAAAGGUGAAAGAAAAGGAGGAAAACGAGCAGAGUCCGAACACGAGCGUCAGUAGCAUGUCUCCGCUCAGCGACCGCAGCUCGCCCGCCGCCGCGCCCGCUCCCGCGCCCGCGCCCGCGCCCGCGCCCGCUCCCGCCAACGCGCCCGCGCCGUCCUUGCUGCCGGGCGAGGCGGCGCGCCACCUCAACACGUUAUCUCACCGCGGCUACGGCGCGCCCGUUGCCUCCUGGAAUGGAACCCACAGCGCCAUGUCCAGACAGGUGUUCGAGGAGAAGCGCGACGAGCGGAAGCGCGCUCUGGAAGCGAGCGACGAGAUGGACCGCGGCCGCAGCAAGAAGGUCAAGAAGUUCCACCACUACAACCGCUUCAACAACAAUAGGAAUGGAUACAACCCCUUCCAGGAAAAGCAAAACAAACCCCAUUGGGGAGGAAACUUCAAGUAUCGGAAUGAGCGCCGUCCACCGCACCACUUCAAUAAACAUCACAACAAUAAGUACAACAAAAGAUUCAACCGGUACAGCAAUGGGCAUCACUACCCGAGGCAUCAUUGACCCAGGUCAAACAUAGUCCUUCUAAGGUGUAUAUAGAUACUCUGGACAUAAUUAUUAGCUAAUCUUCUAAUAGUCAUGCAUAGUGAUAAUUGCAACAUGUAUAUUCAUAUAAAAAAUUGCUGCCGCGUCAAAUGAAUAACUAGCAGCCUGACCAUUGAUGCAUGUUAUAAAAAAACAAAACGUUCGUCAAUAUACUGCCAAACAGCCUUUCCAUACCGCAUAAACGCAAAAAAUAAAAUAAAAUAUAUACAUGAUAAUAUACAAUUUACGUGUUUAUACAUAUUAUUCUUGUUUAUUCACGGUUUGCAUUUGAAAUGCAGUGAUAACUCCUAGUUUGAUGAUUUAUUGAUUUACUUAUUGAUGUAAAUUGUGCAGGCAAUAGCCGUCGUAUUGUCUAAUCGGGUUUGUCCUGUGACUUUUUGCAUUUGAAUAAUGUCUCGGUUUUAAUGAGAAAUAUUGACUGCAAGGUUUAACUUCUUAGUUGUGUAGUUGUUUUUUUUAUUAUUAUGUAAUUAUUUCCUGAACAUGGCUUGUUUGUUACCUUUUAUGAAACAUGGUUAUCAAAGGUAAUGAACAUUAUUAUGAAUAUGCCGGUCUGAGGUCUUACUUGUUGAUACUUUCCGUAUAAUAUUGGGACGUUAAUCAAACUAUCUGGCAUUGAUUCAUUAUUAAUUUUAGUGUAGUGAAAUAUUAAAAAAAUAAUAGUCAAACUUUUGAAAACAUAAAAUUAAAGCUCUAUCUAGAUGUAGGCUUUUCGUCAAUCCCUUCUCGUUAGUCCCUACAGCUAUAAUAAUUGUUAUUGGUUCCAUUUUAUAAUCAUGUACUUCUUGUCUAUUUGUUACUUCAUUCAGCAUGGAAGUAUAGGACAUACUACCGGUUGUUGAAUGAAAUACUAAACAUUGCUCGAUUUCCGGCAAUGUUACGGGAACUGAAAUAACCUCGUAGUAUGUCUACACUGAAAAUACCAUUAUAAAAUUACUGUAAUAUAACAUUUCUCUAUUAUAAUACUAUUCACAAUAUAUUUAAAUUAAAUUUAUUAAUAGAAAUUCAAAAUUAUCCAAUUCGGUACAAUUAAGGUACUUGUCUUAUUUUCCUCGUUUGCAAUUUUGUUUCUUUUAAUUCAGAUUUACCUAUGUUUGUUUUAUUUUGAAUUUUCUUUGCCAGAAAUAAGAUUGUGAUUUAUAUGUUUAAUUGUUGUAAAUGGUUAUAAUGGCAAGAUGUUCACGUUAUGCGAGGUUUUCUUUUAGAUGAGUAGGCCACCCCAUUGGAAUAAAUCCAACACGACAACGCAGUUAAGAGCAUUUUAAAAAGAACAGUUAUAUUUUAAUGUUAUUUUAUUUGUACUGUACUAUACGACCUUGGUUUAGAGAUAGAUUUAAGUAUUUUAUUUCGAUUACAUUCUUCAGACCCGUGACCGUUUCUAAAAAAUUGGGCACCAUUAUCAUCUGAUACGUUUGGUAGUUAAGUAUACCUAAGUUUAAUGAAUGUGUAUUUGAAUUUAUUAGAAUACAUUUGUUGCACAGAUAUACGCGUCACUCGCGUGCUGCGAUGACGAGCAUAGCGGUAUUGACUUUGUCUUAUUCAAUUAAAAUAGAGAUAUUUUAUAACCGAAAUAAUUAGCAGUAAGUUACACACGUUGUUAACGAGAGACUUGUUUAUUAUGCGUAAUUAAAAGUAUUUAGCGGUGAAUCGUCUCAAUACUUCAUCAAUACUUAAUUCAUAUUAGUUGAUUAACCUGGGAUUUCUGAAUUUUAGCUCGAGCGUGCUGAUCAUAAUAUGAUCAUAAUAAAAUCUUAAUUCAGAAACCGGGAGUAAGAAAUAUUUCGCUUUGCUAUUCGUAUGUACGAAUUUGCGGGAAAUUCAGAAAUAGGUUAGGUUCUCUUGCACACUGAAUUAUACGGCCCAGUAUGAACGGUAGCCAAAGGUAAUACAAUAAAUAUUAUCUCUUGGCUAUUGAUUCUGUCCACUGGCCGCAAGACAUCUGCUGGGUUGACAGCAGAACUGGGAAUGCGCAGACGCUUCGAUGGUGAAGGAUCAUGGCCGUCUUGUCAAACUCUUGAGAAAAAUGAUGAGUUGGCACUAAAAUGUCAUUAUACGUGCACAGUUUUAGUGCCG
Messenger RNA from Ostrinia nubilalis (European corn borer), 4865 nucleotides. RefSeq names its product ubiquitin carboxyl-terminal hydrolase 36 (gene scny). Gene Ontology annotation, cellular component: cytosol; nucleus. The record is from RefSeq and is a predicted model, not a curated record. The transcript is spliced from 11 exons. Lineage: Eukaryota; Metazoa; Arthropoda; Insecta; Lepidoptera; Crambidae. Gene Ontology annotation, molecular function: cysteine-type deubiquitinase activity. Gene Ontology annotation, biological process: protein deubiquitination; regulation of apoptotic process. The coding region runs from base 183 to 2750 and encodes 855 amino acids.